Molecule: messenger RNA, 27782 nt
Organism: Linum trigynum
Lineage: Eukaryota; Viridiplantae; Streptophyta; Magnoliopsida; Malpighiales; Linaceae
Source: the annotation of a GenBank genome assembly
CCAACCAUAGACAAACAAUUCAAACAAGUUGUUUUAACAUGGAACCAAAACCAUGGGUUCAAAUACACUUGGAAUGUUGAAAGUUCUCAUUACUACAAUCACAUUACUGAACUCAGAAGUAACAACUCCUGCCACCUUCCCCACUCCUUGUCCUCCAUCCAUUCCCAUUCCCAUUCCCAUUCCCAAAAGCGAAGAACAAACACCCACGUUCAGAUCAGAAGGGAGGGUGUUCUACUUUCCCAUUUCCCACCAGUUUGACCGUAUAAUAAUCCCAGUCUCCCGCUCUCUCCCCCAGUUAAUUAAUUUAAUUAAUCUCUCCACCCUCGCCUCUGCAUCUGCACUGCAUAUGGCUCACUCACUCACAACCUGCCUGUCACUGCUCUGUCAAAAAAGCAUUUCAAUUUUAAACAAACAAGUUGGACAUCUCUAUCUAUCUAUGCACAUGCAAUUACCUCAUUAUGACCGUCUUUACUCUCCUCCCAAGCUGCCUGCCUCGCUGUAAAUGCAGCUGUGGGGUUUUUAACUUAGACAAGGACAACACCAAGAGAAAAAAACUCCACAGCUGCUCUUCUUGAUGGGGAAGAAGGGAGGCAGCACUUCCUCUUGGUUGACUGCAGUGAAGAGGGCUUUCAGAUCUCCCACCAAGGAAUCCACCGAUAACCGAAGAAGAGGCCAAAACCAUGACCAAGACGUCGUCGACGAUGAAGAAAAGAAACGAGAGAAGCGGAGAUGGAUAUUCAGGAAACCCACCAGCCAAGAAGCUGCUGCACCAAUCCAACAAAAGCCCACACCUCCACCCGCCGACCAGUCAGCAGCAGCAGCAGCUGAGCAGAGGCAUGCCAUCGCGGUGGCCGUAGCCACCGCAGCAGCUGCAGAAGCCGCCGUGGCCACUGCUCAGGCUGCUGUGGAGGUCGCCAGGCUUGCUAGGCCUAACUACCACGCCAGGGAGCACUAUGCUGCCAUUGUCAUUCAAACCUCCUUUAGAGGAUAUCUGGCGAGGAGGGCAUUGAGAGCGCUGAAGGGGCUGGUGAAGUUGCAGGCACUCGUCAGGGGACACAACGUGAGGAAGCAAGCCAAGAUGACAUUGAGAUGCAUGCAAGCUCUGGUUCGAGUCCAAAGUCGAAUCCUCGAUCAAAGGAUGCGCCUUUCCCACGAAGGCAGCCGGAAAUCCACCUUCAGCGACACCACUAGCAUUAUCGAAUCAAGAUACUUGCAAGACCUCUCUGACCGGAAAUCCAUGCAGUCCAGAGAAGGAAGCAGCAGCAUUGCCGCUGACGAUUGGGAUGAGCGGCCGCACACCAUUGAAGAAGUGAAGGCAAUGCUUCAGCAGAGGAAAGAUGCUGCCUUGAAUCGCCAGAGGAACCUGUCUCAACAGGCGAAGAUAUGGAGGAAUAGUGGCAGGAGUCCAUCAGUAGGAAGCGAAGCAGAGCUCCAAGACAACAGACCACCGCAACAAUGGCUGGAUCGAUGGAUGGCAGCCAAGCCAUGGGACAGCAGUAGAGCCAGAGCAUCAACUGACCAUAGAGAUCCAAUCAAGACCGUAGAAAUGGACACGUCAUCGCAGCCGUACACUUACCUGGCAUCAUCCAAUAACAGCAGGAGACCGUCGAACCUAACCCACCAAAGACCCAGCUCUCCGGCGCGUCACAGAUCCAACGAAAUGCCGCCGUUUCACCAUCAGAGUCCCAUCGCGGUCACGCCUUCUCCGUCGCGGACCAGGCCGGUCCAGGUCCGGUCGGCGAGCCCCAGAUCGUCGUGCUUCAGAGAAGAUUACAGAUCGAAUUCGUCACAGACUCCCAGCCUCAGAUCCAAUUACCGCUACACCGGCAAUUUGUCGAACCAUCAACACGGAUUGACAAGGAGCUCGAAUUCCUCUGCCGCUUCCUCCGCCGUCGGCUCGCUGCCGAAUUACAUGGCGGCAACGGAAUCAGCGAGGGCAAGGAGCGCGCCGAGGCAGAGACCUUCGACGCCGGAGCGGGACGGCGGGAACAGAGGACCCGGAGCCGGCGGGUGUGCGAAGAAGCGGCUGUCGUUCCCGGUCCCGGAUCCACACUUGACUUCCGGACUGGGCCAGUACCCGUUGAGAAGCCCGAGCUUCAAGAGCGUGAGUAGCAGCGCGUAUUACGGCGGGUUGGAGCAGCAGUCGAACUACUCGUCUUGCUAUACGGAGAGCGUGAUUGGGUGCGGCGGCGGAGGUGGAGGUGGCGGUGGCGAGGUUUCCCCUUCUUCCACAGGCGAUCGCAGGCGGUGGUUAGGGUGACGUAUUAGAUCGAAGCUGGGUCGGGUCAUGGAUAACCCGUUGGUGAAUUAACACGUUAUUUUUAUUACGAUUAUUGUUUGGGAACAUCACUUGUAGUUAGCAAUUAGCAUGUAACCUUAAUGGUGUGGAUUUAAUUUUGCUUAAAUGCUGACUUCAUAAGCAUUAUUCGAUGAUUGUGCAUCUUGAGAGUAUAUUCUCGCAGCAGUUUUAUGAGCAUCAUAGAGUCUGAAUUGGAUAGAUGUGGCCAUGUAGGAGCUCUCACAUAAUUAGGAAUGACAAUGGACAGGUCUGGGCGGGUUUUUUUGUACACUGAUCCGUUCUAUGACAGGUCGGGUAAUUUAUCACGGGUUGCAGGUUGGGGUAGGUCGACCCAAUGGGUAUGUAAUUCAUAUGAAAAAUAUUAGAACUAUUCAUUAUUUUUAGGUUAAAUACACUAGUAUAUCCAAAACUUUCACGGUUGUGCCAAUAAUAUCCAAAUUUCCCGAAAUACCACUUAUAUCCAAUUCCUUCACAUUCUUUAAAGGUGUUUUUGGAUAUACAAGUGUAUUUAACCAAAAAUAUAUUGAGAAAUGGAUAGAUUUGGCAAAGAACAACUUUAAAACAUGGAUAUAAGUGGUAUUUCGGGAAAUUUGGAUAUUAUUGGCACAACCGUGAAAGUUUUGGAUAUACAAGUGUAUUAAACCUUAUUUUUAUUAUAAGAUUAAGAAAACAAGCAAUAUUAUGAUAAAUGUAGUUAAAUUAUUAGAGAAAUUAAUCUUUUCACUAAUUUACAACUUUAUUAUAGCUAAAUUAUGAUAUAACAAAAGAAAAUUCCUAAGUAAUUUGACUAAGAUUACAUGUAAUUUAGGCAAGACCGGGUCGAGAAUGGGGUAGGUCAGGGCAAGUCCGGUCAAUGAGAGUACUUAUGCCCGCCCCGCCUACGGGGCGAGUCGGCCCCACCCAAAAAAGGCCAAACAAAUCGGGUAAAACGGGUCAGGUCGAAAUUGUCAUCCCUACAUUGCUACUUUGUGUUGGUUCAUCGGUUGGUCAUAAAUGCUAGUAACACCUACAACAAGAAACUCAUUAUAAUUUAUCCAACACAGAUGUUUGGCCAACUUUUUUGAAGGCUAUUCUGAAUUCUCCACUGAUGUUGGAAACUAUCCAUGAUAGAUUUUGAUCGUGUUUUCAAGACUAUCCAUAACAUAUUUUGGGCUAUUUUUUAUUAUUAUAUUUUCAUCGAUUUUUCAAAAAUUUCUACGAUUUUUUUAAGGCUAUUUUUCAUUGAUUUUGAAGGUCAUACAUUACAAAUUUUGGCCAAUUUUUUUAAGGCUAUUCUUCAAAAUAUUUUAAAAACUAUCCAACACAAAUUUGGACCGAUUUUUUUGAAGGCUAUUAUUCACUGAUUUGAAGAAAUCAAUCUGAUUUUGAAGACUAUCCAUUGUCGAUUUUGAAAGAUAUCAUUCACAGAUUUUGUGCGAUUUUGUUAAGGCUAUUCUUCAUCGAUUCUCAAUGAUAUUAAUCACAGAUUUUACUCAAUUUUUUCGGAUUGCUAUCCUUCACCGAUUUUGAAGGCUAUCCAUCAAAGAUUUUGGCUGAUUCUUGAAGGUUAUUCCUCACCUAUUUUGAAGGCUAUCCAUCAUAGAAUUUGACCAAAUUUUUGAAGGCUAUUAUUCGACAUGUUGAAGACUAUCCGGAGCCAUUUUGAAGGCUAUCAUUCACAGAUUUUGUGCAUUUUGUUAAGGCUAUUCUUAACCGAUUCUCAAGGAUAUCCAUCAUAGAUUUUGAUCAAUAUUUUUGAAUUACUAUUCUUCACCUUGGAUUUUGAAAGGUACAUAUCACAUAUUAAACAUAAGGCUAUUAUUCACUGAGGAUUAAGUCUAUUAAACACCGAUUUGGGCGGAUUUUUUCCGGAGCCAUUUUGAUAGAGUAAGGAUAUUAUUUUCAAAACCUAACAAUUAAGCUAAUUUCAAGCUACACAUUAUCUGUAUUGAUUUUAUGGUUGUAAGACAAGUGUCGAAAGAGUCUUUUCGGCUUUGGGUUGCAUCAAUAACAAGUUUAAGAACAAAUAUGUGAUAAGUUCGUGAAUAAUUGUCUAAUAAGAAAUAGAGAGACAAUUUUUUGAGCAGUGUAGACACCAAGUAUAUUCUACAAUUAUUUCCGAAUAUGAAAUCCAUAAGUGAUCUGUAGCCUCCAGAAUCGAAAGAAAAUAGCAUUUCAGAAAAAUAGCCCGAAAUCAGUAAUGGUACCCCUUUGGAAUCCGCCAAAAAUUGACCCGGAAUAAAUUCGCCCAAACCGGUGCUUAAUGGACUUAAUCAUCGUUGAAUAAUAGCCUCAGGCCGAAUCCGUGACCUGUAGCCUUCAAAAUCUAAAGACAAUGGACUUUCGUCGCCCCUUAAACUACGAAAAUGCCAUCUGAAAAUAAAUUGGCCCAAAUCGGUGCUUAAUGGACUUAUCAUCCGUGGAGAAUAGGAUCAAUAGACUUCAUUAUCGGUGGAGAAUAGUUCGGCCUGAUUCCGUGAUCUGUAACCUCCAGAAUCGAAAGAAAAUUGCAUUUCAGAAAAAUCGCCCGAAAUCUGUGAUGGUACCCCUUUGGAAUAUGCCAAAAAUUGACCCAGAAUAAAUCCGCCCAAAUCGGUGCUUAAUAGACUUAAUCAUCGUUGAAGAAUAGCCUCAUGCCAAAUCCGUGACAUGUAGUCUUCAAAAUAAAUAAAAAAGGCCUUUCGUCGACCCAUAAACUACGAAAAUGCCAUACGAAAAUAAAUUGCCCAAAUCGGUGAUUAAUGGACUUAUCAUCCGUGGAUAAUAGGAUCAAUAGACUUCAUUAUCGGUGGAGAAUAGCCUCGGCGUGAUUCCGUGAUCUGUAACUUCCAGAAUCGAAAGAAAAUGGCAUUUCGGAAAAAUCGCCCGAAAUUUGUGAUGGUACCCCUUUGGAAUCUGUCAAAAAUUGACCCAGAAUAAAUCCGCCCAAAUCGGUGCUUAAUGGACUUAAUCAUCAUUGAAGAAUAGCCUCAGGCCGAAUCCGUGACAUGAAGCCUUCAAAAUCCAAAGGAAAUGGCCUUUCGUCGCCCCAUAUAUUACGAAAAUGCAAUCACAAAAUAAAUUGGUCGAAAUUGGUGCUAAUAAACUUAUCAUCCGUGGAGAAUAGGAUCAAUAGACUUCAUUAUCGGUGGAGAAUAGCCUCGGCUUGAUUCCGGGAUCUGUAGCUUCCAGAAUCGAAAGAAAAUAGCAUUUCGGAGAAAUCGCCCGAAAUUUGUGAUGGUACCCGUUUGGAAUCUUCCAAAAAUUGCCCCAGAAUAAAUCCGCCCAAAUAAGUGCUUAAUGGACUUAAUCAUCGUUAAAGAAUAGCCUCAGGCCGAAUCCGUGACAUGUAGCCUAUAAAAUCCAAAGAAAAUGGCAUUUCGUCGCCCCAUAAAUUACGAAAAUGUCAUCAGAAAAUUAAUUGACCCAAAUCUGUGCUUAAUGGACUUAUCAUCCGUGGAGAAUAUGAUCUAGAGACUUCAUUAUCAGUGGAGAAUAGCCUCGGCCUGAUUCAGUGAUCUGUAACCUCCAGAAUCGAAAGAAAAUGGCAUUUCAAAAAAAUCGCCCGAAAUCUGUGAUGGUACCCCUGUGGAAUUUGCCAAAAAUUGACCCAGAAUAAAUCCGCCAAAAUCAGUGCUUAAUGGACUUAAUCAUCGUUGAAGAAUAGCCUCAUGUCGAAUCCAUGACCUGUAGCCUUCAUAAUAAAAAAAGGCCUUUCGUCGCCACAUAAAUUACGAAAAUGCCAUAAGAAAAUAAAUUGGCCCAAAUCGGUGCUUAAUGGACUUAUCAACCGUGGAGAAUAGGAUCAAUAGACUUCAUUAUCGGUGGAAAUAGCCUCGGACUGAUUCCGUGAUCUGUAUCCUCCAGAAUCAAAAGAAAAUGGCAAUUCGGAAAAAUCGUCCAAAAUCUGUGAUGGUACCACUUUGGAAUUUGCCAAAAAUUGACCCGGAAUAAAUCCGCCAAAAUCAGUGCUUAAUGGACUUAAUCAUCGUUGAAGAAUAGCCUCAGGGCGAAUCCGUGACACGGAGCCUUCAAAAUCCAAAGAAAAUGGCCUUUCGUCGCACCAUAAAUUACGAAAAUGCCAUCCGAAAAUAAAUUGGCCCAAAUCGGUGCUUAAUGGAUUUAUCAUCUGUGGAGAAUAGGAUCUAGAGACUUCAUUAUCGGUGGAGAAUAGCCUCGGCCUGAUUCCGUUAUCUGUAGCCUCCAGAAUCAUAAGAAAAUGGCAUUUCUGAAAAAUCGCCCGAAAUCUGUGAUGGUACCCCUUUGAAAUCUGCCAAAAAUUGACCCGGAAUAAAUCCUCCAAAAUCGGGUCUUAAUGAACUAAAUCAUCGUUGAAGAAUAGCCUCAUGCCGAAUCCGUGAUCUGUAGCCUUCAAAAUCAAAGAAAAUGGCCUCUCGUCGCCCCAUAAAUUACGAAAAUGCCAUCUGAAAAUAAAUUGGCCCAAAUCGGUGCUUAAUGGACUUAUCAUCUGUGGAGAAUAGGAUCUUUAGAAUUCAUUAUAGGUGAAGAAUAGCCUCGGCCCGAUUCCGUUAUCUGUAGCAUCCAAAAUCAAAAGAAAAUGGCAUUUCGGAAAAAUCGCUCGAAAUCUAUGAUAGUACCCUUUUCGAAUCUACCAAAAAUUGAUCCAGAAUAAAUCCGCCCAAAUUGGUUAUUAAUGGAUUUAAACAUCGUUGAUGAAUAGCCUCAUGCUGAAUCCGUGACAUGUAGCCUUCAAAAUUCAAAGAAAAUGGCCUUUCGUCGCCCCAUAAAUUACGAAAAUGCCAUCCGAAAAUAAAUUGGCCCAAAUCGGGGCUUAAUGGACUUAUCAUCCGCGAAGAAUAGGAUCUAGAGACUUCAUUAUUGGUGGAGAUUAGCCUCGGCCUGAUUCCGUGAACUGUAGCCUCCAGAAUCAAAAUAAAAUGGCAUUUCGGAAAAAUAGCCACAAAUCUUUGAUGGUACCACUUUGGAAUAUGCAAAAAAUUGAUCCGGAUUAAAUCCAUCCAAAUCGGUGCUUAAUGGACUUAAUCAUCGUUGAAGAAUAGCCUUAGGCCGAAUCCGUGACCUGUAACCUUCAAAUUCCAAAGAAAAUGGCAUUUCUUCACCCCAUAAAUUACGAAAAUGUCAUCGGAAAAUAAAUUGGCCCAAAUCCGUGCUUAAUGGAUUUAUCAUCCGUGGAGAAUAAGAUCAAUAGACUUCAUUAUCGGUGGAGAAUAGCCACGGCCUAAUUCCGUGAUCUGUAGCCGCCAGAAUCAAAAGAAAAUGUCAUUUUGGAAAAAUCGCCCGAAAUCUGUGAUGGUACCCCUUUGGAAUCUGCCAAAAAUUGACCCGGAAUAAAUCCGCCCAAAUUGGUGCUUAAUGGACUUAAUCAUUGUUGAAAAAUUGCCUCAGGCCGAAUCCGUGACCUGUAACCUUCAAAAUCAAAAGAAAAUGACCUUGCGUUGCCCCAUAAAUUACGAAAAUGCCAUCCAAAAAUAAAUUGGCCUAAAUCGUUGCUUAAUGGACUUAUCAUCUGUGGAGAAUAGGAUCAAUAGACUUCAUUAUCGGCGGAGAAUAGCCUCGGCCUGAUUCCGUGAUCUGUAGCCUCUAGAGUCCAAUGAAAUGGCAUUUCAGAAAAUCGCUCGAAAUCUGUGAUGGUACCCCUGUGGAAUCUGUCAAAAAUUGACCCGGAAUAAAUCCGGCCAAAUCACUGCUUAAUGGACUUAAUUAUUAUCGAAAAAUAGCCUCAGGCUGAAUCCGUGAACUGUAGCCUUCAAAAUCCAAAGAAAAUUGCCUUUUGUCGCCCCAUAAAUUACGAAAAUGUCAUCCGAAAAUAAAUUGCCCUAAAUCGUUGCUUAAUGGACUUAUCAUCCGUGGAGAAUAGGAUCAAUAGACUUAAUUGUCGGUGGAGACUAGCCUCGGCCUGAUUCCGUGAUCUGUAUCCUCUAGAGUCCAAUGAAAUGGCAUUUCGGAAAAAUCGCUCGAAAUCUGUGAUGGUACUCCUUUGGAAUCUGCCAAAAAAUUGACCCUGAAUAAAUACGCCCAAAUCGGUGCUUAAUGGACUUAUUCAUUGUUGAAAAAUAGCCUCAGGUCGAAUCCGUGACCUGUAGCCUUCAAAAUCCAAAGAAAAUGGCCUUUCGUCGCCCCAUAAAUUACGAAAAUGCCAUCCGAAAAUAAAUUGGCCUAAAUCGUUGAUUAAUGGACUUAUCAUCUGUGGAGAAUAGGAUCAAUAGACUUCAUUAUCGGCGGAGAAUAGCCUCUGCCUGAUUCCGUGAUCUGUAGCCUCUAGAGUCCAAUGAAAUGGCAUUUCGGAAAAUCGCUCGAAAUCUGUGAUGUUACCCCUUUGGAAUCUGUCAAAAAUUGACCCGGAAUAAAUCCGCCCAAAUCACUGCUUAAUGGACUUAAUUAUUAUCGAAAAAUAGCCUCAGGCUGAAUCCGUGAACUAUAGCCCUCAAAAUCCAAAGAAAAUUGCCUUUUGUCGCCCCAUAAAUUACGAAAAUGUCAUCCGAAAAUAAAUUGCCCUAAAUCGUUGCUUAAUGGACUUAUCAUCCGUGGAGAAUAGGAUCAAUAGACUUCAUUGUCGGUGGAGACUAGCCUCGGCCUGAUUCCGUGAUCUGUAUCCUGUAGAGUCCAAUGAAAUGACAUUUCGGAAAAAUCGCUCGAAAUCUGUGAUGGUACCCCUUUGGAAUCUGCCAAAAAAUUGACCCGGAAUAAAUACGCCCAAAUCGGUGCUUAAUGGACUUAUUCAUUGUUGAAAAAUAGCCUCAGGCCGAAUCCGUGACCUGUAGCCUUCAAAAUCCAAAGAAAAUGGCCUUUCGUCGCCCCAUAAAUUACGAAAAUGCCAUCCGAAAAUAAAUUGUCUCAAAUCGGCGCUUAAUGGACUUAUCAUCUGUGGAGAAUAGGAUCAAUAGACUUCAUAAUCGAUGGGGAAUAGCAUCUGCCUGAUUCCGUGAUCUGUAGCCUCUAGAGUCCAAUGAAAUGGCAUUUCGGAAAAUCUGUGAUGGUACCGCUUUGGAAUUUGGAAAAAAUUGAUCCGGAAUAAAUCCGCCCAAAUCGAUGCUUAAUUGACCUAAUCAUUGUUGAAAAAUAGCCUCAGGCCGAAUCCGUGACAUGUAGCCUUCAAAAUCCAAAUAAAAUGGCUUUUCGUUCGCCCCAUAAAUUACGAAAAUGUCAUCCGAAAAUAAAUUGGCCCUAAUCGGUGCUUAAUGGACUUAUCAUCCGUGGAGAAUAGGAUCAAUAGACAUCAUUAUCGGUGGAGAAUAGCUGCGGCCUGAUUCCGUGAUCUAUAGCCUCAAGAAGCGAAAGAAAAUGGCAUUAUGGAAAAAUCGCCCGAAAUCUGUGAUGGUACCCCUUUGGAAUCUGCCAAAAAUUGGCCCGAAAUAAAUCCGCCCAAAUCGGUGCUUAAUGGACUUAAGCAUUGUUGAAAAUUUGCCUCAGGCCGAAUCCGUGACCUGUGGCCUUCAAAAUCCAAAGAAAAUGCCCUUUCGACGCCCCAUAAAUUAUGAAAAUGCCAUCCGAAAAUAAAUUGGCCUAAAUCGUUGCUUAAUGGACUUAUCAUCCGUGGAGAAUAGGAUUAAUAGACUUCAUUGUCAGUGGAGAGUAGUGUCGGCCUGAUUCCGUGAUCUGUAUCCGCCAGAAUCCAUUGAAAAUGGCAUUUCGGAAAAAUCGCCGGAAAUCUGUGAUGGUACCCCAUUUGGAAUCUGCAGAAAAUUGACCCGGAAUAAAUCCGCCCAAAUCGGUGCUUAAUGGACUUAGUCAUCGUUGAAGAAUAGCCUCAGGCUGAAUCUGUGACCUGUAGCCUUCAAAAUCCAAAAAAAUGGCCUUUCGUCGCCUCAUAAAUUACGAAAAUGCCAUCCAAAAAUAAAUUGUCCCAAAUCGGCGCUUAAUGGACUUAUCAUUUGUGGAGAAUAGGAUCAAUAGACUUCAUUAUCGAUGGGGAAUAGCAUCUGCCUGAUUCCGUGAUCUGUAGCCUCAAGAAGCGAAAGAAAAUGGCAUUUCGGAAAAUCGCCCGAAAUCUGUGAUGGUACCCCAUUUGGAAUCUGCCCAAAAUUGACCCGGAAUAAAUCCGCCCAAAUUGGUGCUUAAUGGACUUAAUCAUUGUUGAAAAAUGGCCUCAGGCCGAAUCCGUGACUGUAACCUUCAAAAUCAAAAGAAAAUGACCUUUCGUCGCCCCAUAAAUUACGAAAAUGCCAUCCGAAAAUAAAUUGGCCUAAAUCGUUGCUUAAUGGACUUAUCAUCUGUGGAGAAUAUGAUCAAUAGACUUCAUUAUCGGUGGAGAAUAGCCACGGCCUGAUUCCGUGAUCUGUAGCCUCUAGAGUCCAAUGAAAUGGCAUUUCGGAAAAUCGCUCGAAAUCUGUGAUGGUACCCCCUUUGGAAUCUGUCAAAAAUUGACCCGGAAUAAAUCCGCCCAAAUCACUGCUUAAUGGACUUAAUCAUUAUAGAAAAAUAGCCUCAGGCCGAAUCCGUGAACUUUAGCCUUCAAAAUCCAAAGAAAAUUGCCUUUUGUCGCCCCAUAAAUUACGAAAAUGUCAUCCGAAAAUAAAUUGCCCUAAAUCGUUGCUUAAUGGACUUAUCAUCCGUGGAGAAUAGGAUCAAUAGACUUCAUUGUCGGUGGAGACUAGCCUCGGCCUGAUUCCGUGAUCUGUAUCCUCUAGAGUCCAAUGAAAUGGCAUUUCGGAAAAAUCGCUCGAAAUCUGUGAUGGUACUCCUUUGGAAUCUGCCAAAAAAUUGACCCGGAAUAAAUACGCCCAAAUCGGUGCUUAAUGGACUUAUUCAUUGUUGAAAAAUAGCCUCAGGCCGAAUCCGUGACCUGUAGCCUUCCAAAUCCAAAGAAUGGCCUUUCGUCGCCCCAUAAAUUACGAAAAUGCCAUCCGAAAAUAAAUUGUCCCAAAUCGGCGCUUAAUGGACUUAUCAUCCGUGGAGAAUAGGAUCAAUAUACUUUAUUACCGGUGAAGAAUACCCGGCCUGAUUCCGUGAUCUGUAGACUCAAGAAUCGAAAGAAAAUGGCAUGUCGGAAAAAUCUCCCGAAAUCUGUGAUGGUACCCCUUUGGAAUCUGCCAAAAAUUGACCGAGAAUAAAUCCGCCCAAAUCGGUGCUUAAUGGACUUAAUCAUUGUUGAAAAAUAGCGUCAGGCCGAAUCCGCGACCUGUAGCUUUAAAAAUCCAAAGAAAAUGGCCUUUCGUUAGGCCCAUAAAUUACGAAAAUGCCAUCCGACAAUAAAUUGUCUCUAAUCGGCGCUUAAUGGACUUAUCAUCCGUGGAGAAUAGGAUCAAUAUACUUUAUUAUCGGUGGAGAAUACCCUCGACCUGAUUCCGUGAUCUGUAGACUCAAGAAUCGAAAGAAAAUGGCAUGUCGGAAAAAUCUCCCGAAAUCUGUGAUGGUACCCCUUUGCAAUCUGGAAAAAAUUGACCCGGAAUAAAUCCGCCCAAAUCGGUGCAUAAUUGACCUAAUCAUUGUUGAAAAAUAGCCUCUGGCCGAAUCUGUGACAUGUAGCCUUCAAAAUCCAAAGAAAAUGGCUUUUCAUCGCCCCAUAAAUUACGAAAAUGCCAUCCGAAAAUAAAUUGUCCCAAAUCGGCGCUUAAUGGACUUAUCAUCUGUGGAGAAUAGGAUCAAUAGACUUCAUUAUCGAUGGGGAAUAGCAUCUGCCUGAUUCCGUGAUCUGUAGCCUCUAGAGUCCAAUGAAAUGGCAUUUCGGAAAAUCGCUCUAAAUCUGUGAUGUUACCCCUUUAGAAUCUGCCAAAAAUUGACCCGGAAUAAAUCUGUCCAAAUCGGUGCUUAAUGGAUUUAAUCAUUGUUGAAAAAUUGCCUCAGGCCGAAUCUGUGACCUGUAACUUUCAAAAUCCAAACAAAAUGACCUUUCGUCGCCCCAUAAAUUACGAAAAUUCCAUCCGAAAAUAAAUUGGCCUAAAUCGUUGCUUGAUGGACUUAUCAUCCAUGGAGAAUAGGAUCAAUAGACUUCAUUGUCGGUGGAGACUAGCCUCGGCCUGAUUCCGUGAUCUGCAUCCGCCAAAAUCCAUUCAAAAUGGCAUUUCGGAAAAAUCGCCAGAAAUCUGUGAUGGUACCCAUUUGGAAUCUGCGCAAAAUUGACCCGGAAUAAAUCCGCCCAAAUCGGUGCUUAAUGGACUUAAUCAUCGUUGAAGAAUAGCCUCAGGCCGAAUCCGUGACCUGUAACCUUCAAAAUCCAAAGAAAAUGGCCUUUCGUCGCACCAUAAAUUACGAAAAUGCCAUCCGAAAAUAAAUUGUCCCAAAUCGGCGCUUAAUGGACUUAUCAUCCGUGGAGAAUAGGAUCAAUAGACUUCAUUGUCAGUGGAGACUAGUGUCGGCCUGAUUCCGUGAUCUGCAUCCGCCAGAAUCCAUUGAAAAUGGCAUUUCGGAAAAAUCGCCGGAAAUCUGUGAUGGUACCCCAUUUGGAAUCUGCCGAAAAUUGACCCGGAAUAAAUCCGCCCAAAUCGGUGCUUAAUGGACUUAAUCAUCAUUGAAGAAUAGCCUCAGGCUGAAUCUGUGACCUGUAGCCUUCAAAAUCCAAAGAAAAUGGCCGUUCGUCGCCCCAUAAAUUACGAAAAUGCCAUCCGAAAAUAAAUUGUCCCAAAUCGGCGCUUAAUGGACUUAUCAUCUGUGGAGAAUAGGAUCAAUAGACUUCAUUAUCGAUGGGGAAUAGCAUCUGCCUGAUUCCGUGAUCUGUAGCCUCUAGAGUCCAAUGAAAUGGCAUUUCGGAAAAUCGCUCUAAAUCUGUGAUGUUACCCCUUUGGAAUCUGCCAAAAAUUGACCCGGAAUAAAUCUGCCCAAAUCGGUGCUUAAUGGAUUUAAUCAUUGUUGAAAAAUUGCCUCAGGCCGAAUCUGUGACCUGUAACCUUCAAAAUCCAAACAAAAUGACCUUUCGUCGCCCCAUAAAUUACGAAAAUUCCAUCCGAAAAUAAAUUGGCCUAAAUCGUUGCUUGAUGGACUUAUCAUCCAUGGAGAAUAGGAUCAAUAGACUUCAUUGUCGGUGGAGACUAGCCUCGGCCUGAUUCCGUGAUCUGCAUCCGCCAGAAUCCAUUCAAAAUGGCAUUUCGGAAAAAUCGCUAGAAAUCAGUGAUGGUACGUACCCCUUUGGAAUCUGCCCAAAAGUGACCCGGAAUAAAUCCGCCCAAAUCGGUGCUUAAUGGACUUAAUCAUCGUUGAAGAAUAGCCUCAGGCUGAAUCUGUGACCUGUAGCCUUCAAAAUCCAAAGAAAAUGGCCUUUCAUCGCCCCAUAAAUUACGAAAAUGCCAUCCGAAAAUAAAUUGUCCCAAAUCGGCGCUUAAUGGAAUUAUCAUCCGUGGAGAAUAGGAUCAAUAUACUUUAUUACCGGUGAAGAAUACCCGGCCUGAUUCCGUGAUCUGUAGACUCAAGAAUCGAAAGAAAAUGGCAUGUCGGAAAAAUCUCCCGAAAUCUAUGAUGGUACCCCUUUGGAAUCUGCCAAAAAUUGACCGAGAAUAAAUCCGCCCAAAUCGGUGCUUAAUGGACUUAAUCAUUGUUGAAAAAUAGCGUCAGGCCGAAUCCGCGACCUAUAGCUUUAAAAAUCCAAAGAAAAUGGCCUUUCGUUCGGCCCAUAAAUUACGAAAAUGCCAUCAGAAAAUAACUUGAGCCAAAUCGGUGCUUAAUGGACUUAUCAUCCGUGGAGAAUAGGAUCAAUAGACUUCAUUAUCGGUGGAGAAUAGCAGCGGCCUGAUUCCGUGAUCUGUAGCCUCAAGAAUCGAAAGAAAAUGGCAUUUUGGAAAAAUCGCCCGAAAUCUGUGAUGGUACCCCUUUGGAAUCUGCCAAAAAUUGACCCAGAAUAAAUCCGCCCAAAUCGAUGCUUAAUGGACUUAAUCAUUUUUGAAAAAUAGCCUCCGGCCGAAUCAGUGACCUAAAGCCUUCAAAAUCAAAGAAAAUGCCCUUUCGUCGCCUCAUAAAUUACGAAAAUGCCAUCCGAAAAUAAAUUGGCCUAAAUCGUUGCUUAAUGGACUUAUCAUCCGUGGAGAAUAGGAUCAAUAUACUUCAUUGUCGGUGGAGACUAGCCUCGGCCUGAUUCCGUGAUAUUUAUCAACCAGAAUCCAUUCAAAAUGGCAUUUUGGAAAAAUCGCCCGAAAUCUGUGAUGGUACCCAUUUGGAAUAUGCCAAAAAUUGACCCGGAAUAAAUCCGCCCAAAUUGGUGCUUAAUGGACUUAAUCAUUGCUGAAAAAUUGCCUAAGGCCGAAUCCGUGACCUGUAAAUUUCAAAAUCCAAAGAAAAUGACCCUUCGUCGCCCCAUAAAUUACGAAAAUGCUAUCCAAAAAUAAAUUGGCCUAAAUCGUUGCUUAAUGGACUUAUCAUCUGUGGAGAAUAGGAUCAAUAGACUUCAUUAUCGGUGGAGAAUAGCCUCGGCUUGAUUCCGUGAUCUGUAGCCUCUAGAGUCCAAUGAAAUGGCAUUUCGGAAAAUUGCUCGAAAUCUGUGAUGGUACCCCUUUGGAAAAUGUCAAAAAUUGACCCGGAAUAAAUCCCCCACAUCACUGCUUAAUGGACUUAAUCAUUGUGUAAAAACACCCUCAGGCUGAAUCCGUGACCUGUAGCCUUCAAAAUCCAAAGAAAAUGGCCUUUCGUCUCCCCAUAAAUUACGAAAAUGCCAUCCGAAAAUAAAUUGUCCCAAAUCGGUGCUUAAUGGACUUAUCAUCCGUGGAGAAUAGGAUUAAUAUACUUUAUUAUCGGUGGAGAAUAGCCUCAGCCUGAUUCCGUGAUCUGUAGCCUCAAGAAUCGAAAGAAAAUGGCAUUUUGGAAAAAUCGCCCGAAAUCUGUGAUGGUACCCCUUUGGAAUCUGCCAAAAAUUGACCCGGAAUUAAUCCGCCCAAAUCAAUGCUUAAUAGACUUAAUAAUUGUUGAAAAAUAGCCUCAAGGCGAAUCCGUGACAUGUAGCCUUCAAAAUCCAAAGAAAAUGCCCUUUCGUCAACCAUUAAUUACGAAAAUGCCAUCCGAAAAUAAAUUGGCCUAAAUCGUUUGGACUUAUCAUCCGUGGAGAAUAGGAUCAAUAGACUUCAUUGUCGAUGGAGACUUGCCUCGGCCUGAUUCCGUGAUCUGUAUCUGCCAGAAUCCACUGAAAAUGGCAUUUCGGAAAAAUCGCCCGAAAUCUGUGAUGUUACCCCUUUGGAAUCUGCCAAAAAUUGACCCGGAAUAAAUCCGCCCAAAUCGGUGCUUAAUUGACUUAAUCAUUGUUGGAAAAUAGCCUCAGGCCGAAUCCGUGACAUGUAGCCUUCAAAGUCCAAAGAAAAUGGCCUUUCGUUCGCCUCAUAAAUUACGAAAAUGCCAUCCGAAAAUAAAUUAGCCAAAAUCGGUGCUAAAUGGACUUGUUAUCCGUGGAGAAUAGGAUCAAUAGACUUCAUAAUCGAUGGAGAAUAGCCUCGAACUGAUUCCGUGAUCUGUAGCCUUAAGAAUAGAAAGAAAAUGGCAUUUCGGAAAAAUCGCCCGAAAUCUGUAAUGGUACCCCUUUGGAAUCUGCCAAAAAUUGACCAGGAAUAAAUCCGCCCAAAUAGGUGCUUAAUGGACUUAAUCAUUGUUGAAAAAUAGCCUCAGGCCGAAUCCGUGACCUGUAACCUUCAAAAUCCAAAGAAAAUGACCUUUCGUCGUCCCUUAAAUUACGAAAAUGCCAUCUGAAAAUAAAUUGGCCUAAAUCGUUGCUUAAUGGACUUAUCAUCCGUGGAGAAUAGGAUCAAUAGACUUCAUUGUCGGUGGAGACUAGCCUCGGCCUGAUUCUGUGAUCUGUAUCCUGUAUAGUCCAAUGAAAUGGCAUUUCGGAAAAAUCGCUCGAAAUCAGUGAUGGUACCCCUUUGGAAUCUGCCAAAAAAUUGACCCGAAACAAAUACGCCCAAAUCGGUGCUUAAUGGACUUAUUCAUUGUUGAAAAAUAGCCUCAGGCCGAAUCCGUGACCUGUAGCCUUCCAAAUCCAAAGAAAAUGGCCUUUCGUCGCCCCAUAAAUUACGAAAAUGCCAUCCGAAAAUAAAUUGUCUCAAAUCGGCGCUUGAUGGACUUAUCAUCCGUGGAGAAUAGGAUCAAUAUACUUUAUUAUCGGUGGAGAAUACCCUCGGACUGAUUCCAUGUUCUGUAGACUCAAGAAUCGAAAGAAAAUGGCAUGUCGGAAAAAUCUCCCGAAAUCUCUGAUGGUACCCCUUUGGAAUCUGGAAAAAAUUGACCCGGAAUAAAUCCGCCCAAAUCGGUGCUUAAUUGACCUAAUCAUUGUUGAAAAAUAGCCUCUGGCCGAAUCUGUGACAUGUAGCCUUCAAAAUCCAAAUAAAAUGGCUUUUCGUUCGCACCAUAAAUUAAGAAAAUGCCAUCCGAAAAUAAAUUAGCCCUAACCGGUGCUUAAUGGACUUAUCAUCCCUGGAGAGUAGGAUCAAUAGACAUCAUUAUCGGUGGAGAAUAGCUGCGGCCUGAUUCCGUGAUCUAUAGCCUCAAGAAGCGAAAGAAAAUGGCAUUUUGGAAAAAUCGCCCGAAAUCUGUGAUGGUACCCCUUUGGAAUCUGCCAAAAAUUAACCGGGAAUAAAUCCGCCCAAAUCGGUGCUUAAUGGACUUAAGCAUUGUUGAAAAUUUGCCUCAGGCCGAAUCCGUGACCAAUAGCCUUCAAAAUCCAAAGAAAAUGCCCUUUCGACGCCCCAUAAAUUACGAAAAUGCCAUCCGAAAAUAAAUUGGCCUUAAUCGUUGCUUAAUGGACUUAUCAUCCGUGGAGAAUAGGAUCAAUAGACUUCAUUGUCAGUGGAGACUAGUGUCGGCCUGAUUCCGUGAUGUGUAUCCGCCAGAAUCCAUUGAAAAUUGCAUUUCGGAAAAAUCGCCAGAAAUCUGUGAUGGUACCCCAUUGGGAAUCUGCCAAAAAUUGACCCCGAAUAAAUCCGCCCAAAUCGGUGCUUAAUGGACUUAAUCAUUGUUGAAAAAUAACCUCAGGCCGAAUCCGUGACAUGUAGCCUUCAAAAUCCAAAGAAAAUGCCCUUUCGACGCCCCAUAAAUUACGAAAAUGCCAUCCGAAAAUAAAUUGGCCUUAAUCGUUGCAUAAUGGACUUAUCAUCCGUGGAGAAUAGGAUCAAUAGACUUCAUUGUCAGUGGAGACUAGUGUCGGCCUGAUUCCGUGAUCUGUAUCCGCGAGAAUCCAUUGAAAAUUGCAUUUCGGAAAAAUCGCGAGAAAUCUGUGAUGGUACCCCAUUUGGAAUCUGCCAAAAAUUGACCCCGAAUAAAUCCGCCCAAAUCGGUGCUUAAUGGACUUAAUCAUUGUUGAAAAAUAACCUCAGGCCGAAUCCGUGACAUGUAGCCUUCAAAACCCAAAGAAAAUGGCCUUUCGUUCGCCCUAUAAAUUACGAAAAUGCCAUCCGAAAAUAAAUUAGCCCAAAUCGGUGCUUAAUGGACUUGUUAUCCAUGCAGAAUAGGAUCAAUUGACUUCAUUAUCGAUGGAGAAUAGCCUCGGCCUGAUUCCGUGAUCUCUUGUCUCAAGAAGCGAAAUAAAAUGGCAUUUUGGAAAAAUCGCCCGAAAUCUGUGAUGGUACCCAUUUGGAAUCUGCCAAAAAUUGACCCGGAAUAAAUCCGCCCAAAUUGGUGCUUAAUGGACUUAAUCAUUGCUGAAAAAUUGCCUCAGGCCGAAUCCGUGACUGUAACCUUCAAAAUCAAAAGAAAACGACCUUUCGUCGCCCCAUAAAUUACGAAAAUGCUAUCCAAAAAUAAAUUGGCCUAAAUCGUUGCGUAAUGGACUUAUCAUCUGUGGAGAAUAGGAUCAAUAGACUUCAUUAUCGGUGGAGAAUAGCCUCGGCUUGAUUCCGUGAUCUGUAGCCUCUAGAGUCCAAUGAAAUGGCAUUUCGGAAAAUUGCUCGAAAUCUGUGAUGGUACCCUUUUGGAAAAUGUCAAAAAUUGACCCGGAAUAAAUCCCCCACAUCACUGCUUAAUGGACUUAAUCAUUGUGUAAAAAUAGCCUCAGGCUGAAUCCGUGACCUGUAGCCUUCAAAAUCUAAAGAAAAUGGCCUUUCGUCUCCCCAUAAAUUACGAAAAUGCCAUCCGAAAAUAAAUUGUCCCAAAUCGAUGCUUAAUGGACUUAUCAUCCGUGGAGAAUAGGAUCAAUAUACUUUAUUAUCGGUGGAGAAUAGCCUCGGCCUGAUUCCGUGAUCUGUAGCCUCAAAAAUCGAAAGAAAAUGGCAUUUUGGAAAAAUCGCUCGAAAUCUGUGAUGGUACCCCUUUGGAAUCUGCCAAAAAUUGACCCGGAAUUAAUCCGCUCAAAUCAAUGCUUAAUGGACUUAAUAAUUGUUGAAAAAUAGCCUCAAGGCGAAUCCGUGACAUGUAGCCUUCAAAAUCCAAAGAAAAUGCCCUUUCGUCACCCCAUAAAUUACGAAAAUGCCAUCCGAAAAUAAAUUAGCCUAAAUCGUUGCAUAAUGGACUUAUCAUCCGUGGAGAAUAGGAUCAAUAGACUUCAUUGUCGAUGGAGACUAGCCUCGGCCUGAUUCCGUGAUCUGUAUCUGCCAGAAUCCACUGAAAAUGGCAUUUCGGAAAAAUCGCCCGAAAUCUGUGAUGGUACCCCAUUGGAAUCUGCCAAAAAUUGACCCGGAAUAAAUCCGCCCAAAUCGGUGCUUAAUUGACUUAAUCAUUGUUGGAAAAUAGCCUCAGGCCGAAUCCGUGACAUGUAGCCUUCAAAGUCCAAAGAAAAUGGCCUUUCGUUCGCCUCAUAAAUUACGAAAAUGCCAUCCGAAAAUAAAUUAGCCAAAAUCGGUGCUAAAUGGACUUGUUAUCCGUGGAGAAUAGGAUCAAUAGACUUCAUAAUCGAUGGAGAAUAGCCUCGAACUGAUUCCGUGAUCUGUAGCCUCAAGAAUAGAAAGAAAAUGGCAUUUCGGAAAAAUCGCCCGAAAUCUGUAAUGGUACCCCUUUGGAAUCUGCCAAAAAUUGACCAGGAAUAAAUCCGCCCAAAUAGGUGCUUAAUAGAUUUAAUCAUGGUUGAAAAAUAGCGUCAGGCCGAAUCCGCGACCUGUAGCUUUAAAAAUCCAAAGAAAAUGGCCUUUCGUUCGGCCCAAAAAUUACGAAAAUGCCAUCUGAAAAUAAAUUGGCCCAAAUCGGUGCUUAAUGGACUUAUCAUCCGUGGAGAAUAGGAUCAAUAGACUUCUUUAUCGGUGGAGAAUAGUUGUGGCCUGAUUCCGUGAUCUGUAGCCUCAAUAGUCGAAAGAAAAUGGCAUUUUGGAAAAAUUGCCCGAAAUCUGUGAUGGUACCCCUUGGAACCUGCCAAAAAUAGACAUGGAAUAAAUCCGCCCAAAUCGAUGCUUAAUGGACUUAAUCAUUGUUGAAAAAUAGCCUCAGGCCGAAUACGUGACCUGUAACCUUCAAAAUCCAAAGAAAAUGACCUUUCGUCGCCCCUUAAAUUACGAAAAUGCCAUCCGAAAAUAAAUUGGCCAAAAUCGUUGCUUAAUGGACUUAUCAUCCGUGGAGAAUAGGAUCAAUAGACUUCAUUGUCGGUGGAGACUAGCCUCGGCCUGAUUCCGUGAUCUGUAUCCUCUAGAGUCCAAUGAAAUGGCAUUUCGGAAAAAUCGCUCGAAAUCUGUGAUGGUACCCCUUUGGAAUCUGCCAAAAAAUUGACCCGGAAUAAAUACGCCCAAAUCGGUGCUUAAUGGACUUAUUCAUUGUUGAAAAAUAUCCUCAGGCCGAAUCCGUGACCUGUAGCCUUCCAAAUCCAAAGAAAAUGGCCUUUCGUCGCCCCAUAAAUUACGAAAAUGCCAUCCGAAAAUAAAUUGUCUCAAAUCGGCGCUUGAUGGACUUAUCAUCCGUGGAGAAUAGAAUCAAUAUACUUUAUUAUCGGUGGAGAAUACCCUCGGCCUGAUUCCGUGUUCUGUAGACUCAAGAAUCGAAAGAAAAUGGCAUGUCGGAAAAAUCUCCCGAAAUCUGUGAUGGUACCCCUUUGGAAUCUGGAAAAAAUUGACCCGGAAUAAAUCCGCCCAAAUCGGUGCUUAAUUGACCUAAUAAUUGUUGAAAAAUAGCCUCUGGCCGAAUCCGUGACAUGUAGCCUUCAAAAUCCAAAUAAAAUGGCUUUUCGUUCGCACCAUAAAUUACGAAAAUGCCAUCCGAAAAUAAAUUGGCCCUAAUCGGUGCUUAAUGUACUUAUCAUCCGUGGAGAAUAGGAUCAAUAGACAUCAUUAUCGGUGGAGAAUAGUUGCGGCCUGAUUCCGUGAUCUAUAGCCUCAAGAAGCGAAAGUAAAUGGCAUUUUGGAAAAAUCGGCCGAAAUCUGUGAUGGUACCCCUUUGGAAUCUGCCAAAAAUUAACCGGGAAUAAAUCCGCCCAAAUCGGUGCUUAAUGGACUUAAGCAUUGUUGAAAAUUUGCCUCAGGCCGAAUCCGUGACCUGUAGCCUUCAAAAUCCAAAGAAAAUGGCCUUUCGACGCCCCAUAAAUUACGAAAAUGCCAUCCGAAAAUAAAUUGGCCUUAAUCGUUGCUUAAUGGACUUAUCAUCCGUGGAGAAUAGGAUCAAUAGACUUCAUUGUGAGUGGAGACUAGUGUGGCCUGAUUACGUGAUCUGUAUCCGCCAGAAUCCAUUGAAAAUGGCAUUUCGGAAAAAUCGCCAGAAAUCUGUACCCCAUUGGGAAUCUGCCAAAAAUUGACCCCGAAUAAAUCCGCCCAAAUCGGUGCUUAAUGGACUUAAUCAUUGUUGAAAAAUAGCCUCAGGCCGAAUCCGUGACAUGUAGCCUUCAAAAUCCAAAGAAAAUGGCCUUUCGUUCGCCCUAUAAAUUACGAAAAUGCCAUCCGAAAAUAAAUUAGCCCAAAUCGGUGCUUAAUGGACUUGUUAUCCGUGGAGAAUAGGAUCAAUUGACUUCAUUAUCGAUGGAGAAUAGCCUCGGCCUGAUUCCGUGAUCUCUUGCCUCAAGAAGCGAAAUAAAAUGGCAUUUUGGAAAAAUCGCCUGAAAUCUUAGAUGGUACCCAUUUGGAAUCUGCCAAAAAUUGACCCGGAAUAAAUCCGCCCAAAUUGGUGCUUAAUGGACUUAAUCAUUGCUGAAAAAUUGCCUCAGGCCGAAUCCGUGACCUGUAAAUUUCAAAAUCCAAAGAAAAUGACCUUUCGUCGCCCCAUAAAUUACGAAAAUGCUAUCCAAAAAUUAAUUGGCCUAAAUCGUUGCUUAAUGGACUUAUCAUCUGUGGAGAAUAGGAUCAAUAGAAUUCAUUAUCGGUGGAGAAUAGCCUCGGCUUGAUUCUGUGAUCUGUAGCCUCUAGAGUCCAAUGAAAUGGCAUUUCGGAAAAUCGCUCGAAAAUUGACCCGGAAUCUGUAGCCCCAUUGGAAUCUGUCCAAAAUUGACCCGGAAUAAAUCCGCCCAAAUCACUGCUUAAUGGACUUAAUCAUUAUUGAAAAAUAGCCUCAAGCCGAAUCCGUGACCUGUAGCCUUCAAAAUCCAAAGAAAAUGGCCUUUCGUCGCCCCAUAAAUUACGAAAAUGUCAUCCGAAAAUAAAUUGGCCUAAAUCGUUGCUUAAUAGACUUAUCAUCCGUGGAGAAUAGGAUCAAUAAACUUCAUUGUUGGUGGAGACUAGCCUCGGCCUGAUUCCGUGAUCUGUAUCCUCUAGAGUCCAAUGAAAUGACAUUUCGGAAAAAUCGCUCGAAAUCUGUGAUGGUACCUCUUUGGAAUCUGCCAAAAAUUGACCCGGAAUAAAUCCGCCCAAAUCGGUGCUUAAUGGACUUAUUCAUUGUUGAAAAAUAGCCUCAGGCCGAAUCCAUGACCUGUAGCCUUCAAAAUCCAAAGAAAAUGGCCUUUCGUCGCCCCAUAAAUUACGAAAAUGCCAUCCGAAAAUAAAUUGGCCUAAAUCGUUGCUUAAUAAACUUAUCAUCCGUGGAGAAUAGGAUCAAUAGACUUCAUUGUUGGGGGAGGCUAGCCUCGGCCUGAUUCCGUGAUCUGUAUCCACCAGAAUCCAUUCAAAAUAGCAUUUCGGAAAAAUCGCACAAAAUCUGUAAUGGUACCCCUUUGGAAUCUGCCAAAAAUUGACAAGGAAUAAAUCCGCCACAAUAGGUGCUUAAUAGACUUAAUCAUUGUUGCAAAAUAGCUUCCGGCCGAAUCCGCGACCUGUAGCUUUCAAAAUCCAAAGAAAAUGGCCUUUCGUUCGGCCCAUAAAUUAUGAAAAUGCCAUACGAAAAUAAAUUGGCCCAAAUUGGUGCUUAAUGGACUUAUCAUCCGUGGAGAAUAGGACCAAUAGACUUCAUUAUCGGUGGAGAAUAGCUGCGGCCUGAUUCCGUGAUCUGUAGCCUCAAGAAUCGAAAGAAAAUGGCAUUUUGGAAAAAUCACCCUAAAUCUGUGAUGGUACCCCUUUGGAAUCUGCCAAAAAUUGACUCGGAAUAAAUCCGCCCAAAUCGGUGCUUAAUGAACUUAAGCAUCGUUGAAGAAUAGCCUCAGGUCGAAUCCAUGACCUGUAGCUUUCAAAAUCCAUAGAAAAUGGCCUAUCAAUGCCCCAUAAAUUAUGAAAAUGCCAUUCCAAAAUAAAUUGGCGCAAAUCGGUGCUUAAUGGACUUAUCAUCCGUGGAGAAUAGGAUCGGUAGACUUCAUUGUCGGUGGAGAAUAGCCUCGGCCUGAUUCCUUGAUCUGUAUCCUCAAGAAUCUAACGAAAAUGGCAUUUCGGAAAAAUCGCCCGAAAUCAGUGAUGGUACCCCUAUGGAAUCUGCCAAAAAUUGACCAGGAAUAAAUCCGCCAGAAUAGGUGCUUAAUGGACUUAAUCAUUGUUAAAAAAUAGUUUCAGGCCGAAUCCGCAACCUGUAGCUUUCAAAAUCAAAAGAAAAUGGCCUUUCGUUCGGCCCAUAAAUUACGAAAAUGCCAUCCGAAAAUAAAUUGACCCAAAUUGGUGCUUAAUGUACUUAUCAUACAUUGAGAAUAGGAUCAAUAGACUACAUUUUCGGUGGAGAAUAGCUGCGGCCUGAUUCCGUGAUCUGUAGCCUCAAGAAUCAAAAGAAAAUGGCAUUUUGGAAAAAUCGCCCGAAAUCUGUGAUGGUACCCCUUUGGAAUCUGCCAAAAAUUAACCCAGAAUAAAUCCGCCCAAAUCGAUGCUUAAUGGACUUAAUCAUUUUUGAAAAAUAGCCUGCGGCCGAAUCAGUGACCUGAAGCCUUCAAAAUCAAAGAAAAUGCCCUUUCGUCGCCUCAUAAAUUACGAAAAUGCCAUCCGAAAAUAAAUUGGCCUAAAUCGUUGCUUAAUGGACUUAUCAUCCGUGGAGAAUAGGAUCAAUAUACUUCAUUGUCGGUGGAGACUAGCCUCGGACUGAUUCCGUGAUAUUUAUCAACCAGAAUCCAUUCAAAAUGGCAUUUUGGAAAAAUCGCCCGAAAUCUGUGAUGGUACCCAUUUGGAAUCUGCCAAAAAUUGAUCCGGAAUAAACCGCCCAAAUUGGUGCUUAAUGGACUUAAUCAUUGCUGAAAUAUUGCCUCAGGCCGAAUCCGUGACCUGAAAAUUUCAAAAUCCAAAGAAAAUGACCUUUCGUCGCCCCAUAAAUUACGAAAAUGCUAUCCAAAAAUAAAUUGGCCUAAAUCGUUGCGUAAUGGACUUAUCAUCUGUGGAGAAUAGGAUCAAUAGACUUCAUUAUCGGUGGAGAAUAGCCUCGGCUUGAUUCCGUGAUCUGUAGCCUCUAGAGUCCAAUGAAAUGGCAUUUCGGAAAAUUGCUCGAAAUCUGUGAUGGUACCCUUUUGGAAAAUGUCAAAAAUUGACCCGGAAUAAAUCCCCCCCAUCACUGCUUAAUGGACUUAAUCAUUGUGUAAAAAUAGCCUCAGGCUGAAUCCGUGACCUGUAGCCUUCAAAAUCUAAAGAAAAUGGCCUUUCGUCUCCCCAUAAAUUACGAAAAUGCCAUCCGAAAAUAAAUUGUCCCAAAUCGAUGCUUAAUGGACUUAUCAUCCGUGGAGAAUAGGAUCAAUAUACUUUAUUAUCGGUGGAGAAUAGCCUCGGCCUGAUUCCGUGAUCUGUAGCCUCAAAAAUCGAAAGAAAAUGGCAUUUUGGAAAAAUCGCUCGAAAUCUGUGAUGGUACCCCUUUGGAAUCUGCCAAAAAUUGACCCGGAAUUAAUCCGCCCAAAUCAAUGCUUAAUGGACUUAAUAAUUGUUGAAAAAUAGCCUCAAGGCGAAUCCGUGACAUGUAGCCUUCAAAAUCCAAAGAAAAUGCCCUUUCGUCACCCCAUAAAUUACGAAAAUGCCAACCGAAAAUAAAUUAGCCUAAAUCGUUGCAUAAUGGACUUAUCAUCCGUGGAGAAUAGGAUCAAUAGACUUCAUUGUCGAUGGAGACUAGCCUCGGCCUGAUUCCGUGAUCUGUAUCUGCCAGAAUCCACUGAAAAUGGCAUUUCGGAAAAAUCGCCCGAAAUCUGUGAUGGUACCCCAUUGGAAUCUGCCAAAAAUUGACCCGGAAUAAAUCCGCCCAAAUCGGUGCUUAAUUGACUUAAUCAUUGUUGGAAAAUAGCCUCAGGCCGAAUCCGUGACAUGUAGCCUUCAAAGUCAAAAGAAAAUGGCCUUUCGUUCGCCUCAUAAAUUACGAAAAUGCCAUCCGAAAAUAAAUUAGCCAAAAUCGGUGCUAAAUGGACUUGUUAUCCGUGGAGAAUAGGAUCAAUAGACUUCAUAAUCGAUGGAGAAUAGCCUCGAACUGAUUCCGUGAUCUGUAGCCUCAAGAAUAGAAAGAAAAUGGCAUUUCGGAAAAAUCGCCCGAAAUCUGUAAUGGUACCCCUUUGGAAUCUGCCAAAAAUUGACCAGGAAUAAAUCCGCCCAAAUAGGUGCUUAAUAGACUUAAUCAUUGUUGAAAAAUAGCGUCAGGCCGAAUCCGCGACCUGUAGCUUUAAAAAUCCAAAGAAAAUGGCCUUUCGUUCGGCCCAAAAAUUACGAAAAUGCCAUCUGAAAAUAAAUUGGCCCAAAUCGGUGCUUAAUGGACUUAUCAUCCGUGGAGAAUAGGAUCAAUAGACUUCUUUAUCAGUGGAGAAUAGUUGUGGCUUGAUUCCGUGAUCUGUAGCCUCAAUAGUCGAAAGAAAAUGGCAUUUUGGAAAAAUUGCCCGAAAUCUGUGAUGGUACCCCUUGGAACCUGCCAAAAAUAGACAUGGAAUAAAUCCGCCCAAAUCGAUGCUUAAUGGACUUAAUCAUUGUUGAAAAAUAGCCUCAGGCCGAAUACGUGACCUGUAACCUUCAAAAUCCAAAGAAAAUGACCUUUCGUCGCCCCUUAAAUUACGAAAAUGCCAUCCGAAAAUAAAUUGGCCAGAAUCGUUGCUUAAUGGACUUAUCAUCCGUGGAGAAUAGGAUCAAUAGACUUCAUUGUCGGUGGAGACUAGCCUCGGCCUGAUUCCGUGAUCUGUAUCCUCUAGAGUCCAAUGAAAUGGCAUUUCGGAAAAAUCGCUCGAAAUCUGUGAUGGUACCCCUUUGGAAUCUGCCAAAAAUGUGACCCGGAAUAAAUACGCCCAAAUCGGUGCUUAAUGGACUUAUUCAUUGUUGAAAAAUAGCCUCAGGCCGAAUCCGUGACCUGUAGCCUUCCAAAUCCAAAGAAAAUGGCCUUUCGUCGCCCCAUAAAUUACGAAAAUGCCAUCCGAAAAUAAAUUGUCUCAAAUCGGCGCUUGAUGGACUUAUCAUCCGUGGAGAAUAGAAUCAAUAUACUUUAUUAUCGGUGGAGAAUACCCUCGGCCUGAUUCCGUGUUCUGUAGACUCAAGAAUCGAAAGAAAAUGGCAUGUCGGAAAAAUCUCCCGAAAUCUGUGAUGGUACCCCUUUGGAAUCUGGAAAAAAUUGACCCGGAAUAAAUCCGCCCAAAUCGGUGCUUAAUUGACCUAAUAAUUGUUGAAAAAUAGCCUCUGGCCGAAUCCGUGACAUGUAGCCUUCAAAAUCCAAAUAAAAUGGCUUUUCGUUCGCACCAUAAAUUACGAAAAUGCCAUCCGAAAAUAAAUUGGCCCUAAUCGGUGCUUAAUGUACUUAUCAUCCGUGGAGAAUAGGAUCAAUAGACAUCAUUAUCGGUGGAGAAUAGUUGCGGCCUGAUUCCGUGAUCUAUAGCCUCAAGAAGCGAAAGUAAAUGGCAUUUUGGAAAAAUCGGCCGAAAUCUGUGAUGGUACCCCUUUGGAAUCUGCCAAAAAUUAACCGGGAAUAAAUCCGCCCAAAUCGGUGCUUAAUGGACUUAAGCAUUGUUGAAAAUUUGCCUCAGGCCGAAUCCGUGACCUGUAGCCUUCAAAAUCCAAAGAAAAUGGCCUUUCGACGCCCCAUAAAUUACGAAAAUGCCAUCCGAAAAUAAAUUGGCCUUAAUCGUUGCUUAAUGGACUUAUCAUCCGUGGAGAAUAGGAUCAAUAGACUUCAUUGUGAGUGGAGACUAGUGUGGCCUGAUUACGUGAUCUGUAUCCGCCAGAAUCCAUUGAAAAUGGCAUUUCGGAAAAAUCGCCAGAAAUCUGUACCCCAUUGGGAAUCUGCCAAAAAUUGACCCCGAAUAAAUCCGCCCAAAUCGGUGCUUAAUGGACUUAAUCAUUGUUGAAAAAUAGCCUCAGGCCGAAUCCGUGACAUGUAGCCUUCAAAAUCCAAAGAAAAUGGCCUUUCGUUCGCCCUAUAAAUUACGAAAAUGCCAUCCGAAAAUAAAUUAGCCCAAAUCGGUGCUUAAUGGACUUGUUAUCCGUGGAGAAUAGGAUCAAUUGACUUCAUUAUCGAUGGAGAAUAGCCUCGGCCUGAUUCCGUGAUCUCUUGCCUCAAGAAGCGAAAUAAAAUGGCAUUUUGGAAAAAUCGCCUGAAAUCUUAGAUGGUACCCAUUUGGAAUCUGCCAAAAAUUGACCCGGAAUAAAUCCGCCCAAAUUGGUGCUUAAUGGACUUAAUCAUUGCUGAAAAAUUGCCUCAGGCCGAAUCCGUGACCUGUAAAUUUCAAAAUCCAAAGAAAAUGACCUUUCGUCGCCCCAUAAAUUACGAAAAUGCUAUCCAAAAAUAAAUUGGCCUAAAUCGUUGCUUAAUGGACUUAUCAUCUGUGGAGAAUAGGAUCAAUAGAAUUCAUUAUCGGUGGAGAAUAGCCUCGGCUUGAUUCUGUGAUCUGUAGCCUCUAGAGUCCAAUGAAAUGGCAUUUCGGAAAAUCGCUCGAAAAAAUUGACCCGGAAUCUGUAGCCCCUUUGGAAUCUGUCCAAAAUUUACCCGGAAUAAAUCCGCCCAAAUCACUGCUUAAUGGACUUAAUCAUUAUUGAAAAAUAGCCUCAAGCCGAAUCCGUGACCUGUAGCCUUCAAAAUCCAAAGAAAAUGGCCUUUCGUCGCCCCAUAAAUUACGAAAAUGUCAUCCGAAAAUAAAUUGGCCUAAAUCGUUGCUUAAUAGACUUAUCAUCCGUGGAGAAUAGGAUCAAUAAACUUCAUUGUUGGUGGAGACUAGCCUCGGCCUGAUUCCGUGAUCUGUAUCCUCUAGAGUCCAAUGAAAUGACAUUUCGGAAAAAUCGCUCGAAAUCUGUGAUGGUACCUCUUUGGAAUCUGCCAAAAAUUGACCCAGAAUAAAUCCGCCCAAAUCGGUGCUUAAUGGACUUAUUCAUUGUUGAAAAAUAGCCUCAGGCCGAAUCCAUGACCUGUAGCCUUCAAAAUCCAAAGAAAAUGGCCUUUCGUCGCCCCAUAAAUUACGAAAAUGCCAUCCGAAAAUAAAUUGGCCUAAAUCGUUGCUUAAUGAACUUAUCAUCCGUGG